Acanthoscelides obtectus is the source of this 229-nucleotide messenger RNA. The record is from the annotation of a GenBank genome assembly. NCBI's taxonomy places the organism in Eukaryota, Metazoa, Arthropoda, Insecta, Coleoptera, Chrysomelidae.
CACACGGACUCUGGCGAGGGAACACGUGUGCAUGCAACAUGCACACAUUCUGGCCCCGCCUACGAGAUCCGCCGGGUGGUACAUCCGCGUUCGACAGUCAGAGACCGUCUACCACCUCCGCACAGCGCACGGCGACCGAUCAGGAGACCGAAGAGUCUACUACUGCGGCCACCGCAACUGCCUAAACUGUACAUAGAAGAAUAUUUGGUUUCCUCCAAGAUACCUUCUU